ACCCAUUUCCCGAACCAGCACCCACCUGAACUGGAAGGUCGCCUUGCCCCAGGCCGGAGAGGCCCCUCGCCCACGGCCGGGGGGUGGGGCGGCCUCGCCUCGGGCCGGUGCUUUUCGCCCUUCCUUGGCCGCCAGAGGCUCCCUCUCUCUCCCUCUCCUGGGAUUUUGCUGCCGGGCUCCCUCUCUCUGCGGCCCUAGAGUUAAUCCCAUCAGCCGAGGGAGCUCGUCUCUCCCAGUGCCACACUAGGAUCCGCCUGGCAGCCGCCGGGAGCCGCAGCCAAUGUGUUAGGACUUCAGGUGCUUCUUGGCACAAAGCUAGACUGCGACCUCCUACCGUAGCGUUUGGCGUCACCUGCUCUCCCGGCCCUGCCCCGGGGCCGAGGGAUUGCGUCCCGAACCAGGCUGGGGAAUCGGCUGCCUCUCAAAUGAACCUCUAGUCUUGCUUUGAAAAAGGCAUUUUGUGUAACUCUUGACUCUGAAUAAUUUCCUAAUACACCUGUUGGGACAAUCACUGACAGAGUAUACCAUUUGAGAGGUACUGUUCUUGACCAAAUACUGGUGACUAGAGAAGAGAGGUAUUUUUGUUUUUUGAUUUUUUUUUCUCUGAUCAUUAUGAACAUUGGCUUUUCACUUCUGGAGUAAAAAUGUUGAAAGCCGAGUCUUCAGGUGAACGAACCACUCUCAGAAGUGCCUCUCCUCACAGGAAUGCAUAUAGAACUGAGUUCCAGGCACUGAAAAGUACCUUUGACAAGCCCAAGUCAGAUGGGGAACAAAAAACAAAAGAAGGUGAAAGCUCCCAGCAGAGCAGGGGGAGGAAAUAUGGCUCUAAUGUCAACCGAAUUAAAAAUCUAUUUAUGCAGAUGGGUAUGGAACCUAGUGAGAAUACUGCGGCCAUUGCCAAAACAAGGGGGAAAGGUGGACAUUCCUCUCCUCAGAGGAGAAUGAAGCCCAAAGAAUUUCUAGAGAAAACAGAUGGCUCUGUUGUUAAGUUGGAGUCCUCUGUUUCUGAACGAAUUAGUAGAUUUGACACAAUGUACGAUGGCCCUUCAUAUUCUAAGUUCACUGAGACUCGGAAGAUGUUUGAGAGAAGUGUGCAUGAGUCAGGACAAAACCGUUAUUCCCCAAAAAAGGAAAAAGGUGGGGGGAGUGAUCCUCAGGAUGAGUGGGUUGGUUCCAAGUCCAAUAGAGGCAGCACUGAUUCCUUGGACAGCCUCAGCUCCCGGACUGAGGCUGUCUCCCCAACUGUGAGUCAACUGAGUGCAGUAUUUGAGAACACUGAUUCCCCCAGUGCCAUCAUUUCUGAGAAAGCUGAGAACAGUGAAUACUCAGUGACUGGGCAUUAUCCCUUGAAUUUACCAUCUGUUACUGUUACAAAUCUUGAUACCUUUGGCCACCUUAAGGAUUCUGAUUCUUGGGCUCCUUCAAACAAACAAGGUGUUGAUACAGAGGAUGCUCAGAAGAGUCACACCACCCCAGUACCGGAAGUGGCUUCUGAAAGUAGCUCUCUAGCUCAGAUACCUAGUGAAGAGAACCAGCAGAGCAAGGAAGCCGAAGGCUCCACAUCUAACCAGGAGACUCCUGGCAGAAGUGACAUUACCGAAGAACCUUGUGCUGAAAAUAAGACAAUGCCAAGAUCAAGAAAACACUCAUCACGACACAAACCUUUAGAAGGUGCUGAAGCUAAUUCGGCAGCAAAGCAACAGAAGAAAAAAUUUGCAGGUGAUGAUUUCCCCUCUCCUGGUACUUCUGCAUCCAGUGGUGGAAAAGAAACACCUGAAGAUUCAAAUAAUUUCGAGGGCCCCCGUAUGUACAUGGAGAGAGACUAUAAUGUGUAUAGGGUGAAAGCCAGGUUUAAGUCUGACUGGGGAGGGACAGGCACCCAGCAGGAAGAGGAGGAAGAUAGUGAUGAGAAUUCUUGCUAUCAGCCUGUUGUGGAAUGCUCGGAAAUGAGUGGGUUGUCAGAAGAAGAAGACAUCCCAGUAAAUAGAAAAAUUCAGUUUAGUAGAGCUCCUAUUAAGGUUUUCAAAACAUACUCCAAUGAAGAGUAUGACAGGAGAAAUGAUGAAAUUGACCCUGUGGCUGCUUCAGCUGAGUUUGAACUUGAGAAACGUAUUGAAAAACUGGACCUGUUCCCCGUGGAGCUAGAGAAAGAUGAGGAUGGUCUUGGCAUAAGCAUUAUCGGCAUGGGUGUUGGAGCAGAUGCUGGACUUGAAAAGCUGGGGAUAUUUGUCAAGACAGUAACAGAAGGCGGUGCUGCUUACCAGGAUGGCAGAAUAAAGGUCAAUGACCAGAUUGUAGAAGUGGAUGGAACCAGCUUGGUCGGUGUCACACAGAAUUUUGCUGCAACAGUUCUCAGAAACACUGAAAGCAUUGUUAGCUUCGUUAUGGGGCGAGAGAAGCCAGGACACAUGAGCGAGGUCGCCCAGUUGAUCAGCCAGACUCUGGAACAGGAGCGUCGCCAGAGAGAGAUGAUGGACCGUCAGUACACCCAGUAUGACGCCGAUGACGAUGAGAGCACUGUGGCUGAAUUGCAAGGAGUGUCUGGCAACUGCAAUAACAAUAACAACUAUUUCCUUAAGACUGGAGAAUAUGCCACAGAGGAAGAGGAGGAGGUGGUGGAGCAGGAGGAGCAGGAGGAGGAGGAAGGAGCCGCUGCUGCUGCUCUUCCUGCCAGAGACAUGGCCAUUGAAGUCUUUGAGCUGCCUGAGCAUGAGGAAAUGGUUUCCCCAUCUGAGCUGGACACACUCAGGCUCAGUCACAAGUUCAAGGAGUUGCAGAUCAAACAUGCAGUUACCGAAGCAGAGAUUCAUAAGCUGAAGACCAAGCUACAUGUAGUAGAAACUGAGAAAAUGAGAUGGGAACUAGAGAAAGCCCGGCUGCAGCAGAACAUUGCAGACAACAAAGAAAAAAUGCUGAACCUGGAGAGCUACUGGAUUGAGGCUCAAAGCUUAUGCCACAGUGUCAACGAGCAUCUCAAAGAGACUCAAAACCAGUAUCAAGCCUUGGAGAAGAAAUACAACAAGGCAAAGAAACUGAUCAAGGAAUUCCAGCAAAAAGAAAUCGAUUUCUUCAAGAGACAGGAAGCAGAAAGGAGGAGAUUAGAAGAUAUGGAAAAAGCUCAUCAUGUGGAAAUGCAGGCCCUGGAAAUACGGAUUCGAGAUACCGAAGAUGAGUUGUACAGGCAAAUGAAGCAGUGUGGAACUCAAAUUAACAAUAACAACAACAUCUAUGAGCGAAGUGCAGCUCUUGGUGAAAUUCCCUCAAUUGAGGAGAACUUGCGGAAUGCGGAAAUGCUGCGCACAACUGACUUCAGUGCAGCAGUCCCAGAAACUGAGCUCCUGGAUUCAAAAGCGCUUAAAACCCGAGCCCAGCACUCCGGGAAGAAGAGACGCCAGAAGUCCAACAGAUCCUCCAGACUCUAUGAUAGCAUCAGUUCCACCGAUGGGGAGGAGAGUGCAGAGCGCAAGCCUUCAAACAGUUUCUAUAACCACAUGCAUAUUACCAAAUCACUUCUACCCAAGGGUUUGAGAACUUCUUCUUCCGACUCAGAUUCUGGUGUUCCACCCCUCACCCCAGUGGCUAGCAAUGUGCCCUUCUCGUCUGAUCACAUUGCUGAGUGUCAAGAAGGACCACUGUACCCAGAAAGGGAGACUUUCUCCUCUCUUUCUGGGGACACUUCAUACUUUUCUCCUUCAAAGUCUGAUCAUGAUACAGAAGAAUCUCCUUGCCACCAUCAAGCCACCAACACGAAAAUACUACAAGAAAAAGAUGGUGCCAAAAGUCCCAAAUCAUUAAAGGCAUCCAGUUCGUUGGUGGUGCAUGGAGGAAAAAUUAAGCAGAAGUUUGUGGAUCUGGGGGCACCUUUGCGAAGGAAUUCCAACAAGGGAAAGAAAUGGAAAGAAAAAGAAAAAGAAGGCAAUAAGUUUUCUGCAGGUAGCAGGAUCUUCAGAUGCAGGCUGGAAAACUGGAAACCCAAGCCACCCUCCUCGGCAACUCAGGCCUCCACUCGCUCCCCUUGCAUGCCUUUCUCGUGGUUUAAUGAAAGCCGGAAAGGAUCCUAUUCCUUCAGGAACCCGCCUUCACCUACAAGGCCCCUUCAGCCUUCUCUCACGACUCUAAUUUCAGAUAAAAAGGGGUCCAAGGCUUUUACCUUCCCUGAUGACUUCAGUCCCAGCAGCACCAGUUCCGCAGACCUGAGCGGCCUAGGAGCAGACUCCAGAACCUUCGGCCUCUCUCAGUCCCUUGUGCUGUCCUCCGAUGAGAGCCUGGAUAUGAUUGAUGACGAGAUCCUUGAUGAUGGACAGUCUCCCAAACACAGUCAGUUUCAGAGUCGGGCCGUACAUGAAUGGAGUGUGCAGCAGGUUUCUCACUGGUUAAUGAGCAUAAAUCUGGAGCAGUAUGUAUCUGAAUUCUGUGCCCAAAACAUCACUGGAGAGCAGCUCCUGCAGUUGGAUGGAAAUAAACUUAAGGCUCUUGGAAUGACAUCCGCUGAGGACCGUGCCGAGAUCAAGAAAAUGCUCAAGGAAAUGAAGACAUCUAUCGACAGGGCUCGCAGGGCCCAGGAGAAAAUGGAAAACCAGAGAGAAAAGCUGAGGAAGAAGGAGCAGGAGCAAAUGCAGAAGAAGUCCAAGAAGUCCGAGAAGAUGGCACCAUCUGCAAGGGAGGGCGCUGGUGUGUAAAACACCCCCUCCUGCAGAAGAUGUGGAUACUCAGAAGUCCACACCUCUUCUUCCUCUGCUCUCCUCUGGAGGCUGGAGAACAACCUGAUUAUCAACCUGCUGAAAUAAUCUCCAGCCACCAUUGGUCUAUUUAACAAAUCAGAGAUCUCCUUUGUGAGAGAUACAAAGUAGUCGUGUCUCUCUCUUUCUUCUCUUACUUACCAAUGUGUUGUGUUGUGUUGAGUGUGUUGUGUUACUUGGAAAACUAGCUCAACAAGAGCAUGACGUGCCCUGGUGUUGUUAAUGGAUCACUGCCUUUUCAGUAUGGACCCUGAAACUGGGCAGUCGCACGCAUCUGCAUGCCAGAGAGCACCCUGCCCUGAGGUGUGGGAUCAGUACUGACUUCUAGGGCUGCAGAGUCCACGCUAGUGUGUAGGAACAGUUCCCCUCAAUCCUUUGUCCUGCUGGCAAAGUAUGGGUGCUCUUCCACACAAUGACGUACUAAGGGAAAAGGCAGGCAAGCUGUUCUGCUUGCUGGGCAUCAGCAUGAGAGAAAAGAAUUUUAGUUAUUUGUUAACUAUAGAAGAAGGCAAAAGCCUUAAGAAUGUGGACGUGGGUAUUACCUUGGGGGUCCGAAGGUAUCAUUUAUCCUCCAGAUAUAGCUGAACAGGGAAGAAAAAAAGUCAGACUUUAAUGCAGCUGUGGGAUAUUGGGAUCUGUUGUUUACUUUGCUACCGCUGUGUGUUCAGUAUUUCAGCAACACUGGCAAACAUAACACAGUUCCUUUCUUUCCCCCAACAAAUUGAACAGGAAAUUGAUUUUUAAGGAAACCACCAUUUUCAGGUUUCCUCUCCUGGGAAACAUUCUGGCUGGUCUUCAGCCCGCCUGUGACACAAUCAGGAACUCGUCACAUAUUUUCUACUCAAGAUUUCCCAAGGGGCCUCCGUUAGUGUUUUAACAAAUGUACUUUUAAGAAAAAUAGAAAUACCAGUUAGAGAAAAUUUAGAUUUGAGUAACAUUCAACCAGAGAACCAGUUUUUUUCGAACACAAAGAAUAUUCCUGUGAAGGAGAGCUAUCAGUUGUAUUUUAGAGAUAUUUUUAAUGGUUUCUCUGACCCAUUCCCUUCCAUACGUUAGCGAUUUCCACUUUACUGUUAAAAUUUGUUUAAGGCAGUACAUAGAGUGUAUGUUAGUGGUGGAGGAACUUACACUUAAUCUAAAGCCAGUAUUAAAGAGCAGUAUUUCACUAAAGUCAAAUGCAGGAGACUGGGCAGAAGGAGAAGACAAUAAACUCAUCUUGAGAUAUUUCAAAGGAAAAGGGUUUUUUUCGUUGUUGUUUAUUUGUUUGUUUACCUUUCAUGCUUAUGUUUCUGGUUCUCUUUGCUACGUUGGCUGUAAAUACGAGGCCAUCCACUUUCAAGGGGAUAAGUUUCAGAGUAAGACUUGAGGUCACUUGACUUGUUGGACAAAUAUAUUACUUCCUUUACUACGUGGGGGUGUUUGCUCUGUUCCCCACUGGAAGUGUAAGGCUUGGGGGAAAGCUUUCAAGCAUACAGGUGAGAGAUAAGGUAAGGGAACUCCUGCCCUUAUAGCCCCAUCUCAUAUUUUAAACAUCAUGGUUUUAUUUUUUAUUUAUUUAUUUUUUAUUAUUAUUAUUAUUAUUAUUUUUUUUUUUUUUGCUUAUCUGAAUAUCCAAAUUCUGGAAUUGUCUAAAUUAGAAAUUGUUAGCUGUAUUCUUUCCUCGAGGCCUCUCUCCUUUUCAUUGUCAGAGUAUUGUCUGUUGUGCUUCAGCCCCUUGUCACUAGGUACAGAUAAUUUAUUUGGCCCUCAGAAACAUCAGCAUAAAGUAACUCUGUGUUUUACAGUGAUUAAAGUCACCAGUAUGUAUUUCUAUCUUCCUUUUGGGGUAUGAUAACAAAACUGCCACACUGGAUACACUAUUAAUAUUUUGAGAUAUCUGGUGCUUUGCUAUUUAUUAAUACCAUGAGAAAUAGGAGCCACUAUUAGUGAACUCUAAAAUUUGGCAAAUCUUUUCUAAUACUAAAAUAUUAAAUUAGUAAAAAUCUGGUAAUACUAGUGCUUGCUGUUGUAAAUGUUUGCCAUUUUUGCUGAUCGUUGGGAAGAAAGUUACCUGGAUCACACUGGAAGUUUCACUGUAUUCAUUUCAAGAGUGGAAAUGGAAGGAUAAUUAUCAUAAGUUAUGUUUACACUUUGGUAAUAUUUGAAAAUGGAUGUAUAUAUUGGAAAUGUCUGUAAGUCUCUGUCUCUGCACCUAAUUUAUCAUCUGUUAUGUUGCCUUUUCUUAAAUAUCCUAGAAGUAUUUGUAACUUUAUUUGUACACUUACAAUGUUUAGAUUAAUGUCCAACUGACAAUGUUAUACAUCAAAUUCUUCUUUAAAUCAUUUAGUUUGUAUUAUAAUUACUUUGAUUUUUUUAAGUUAAAUUAUAGCAAAUUGAAGUCUAAAUGAAUUACCUUAACAUUACUACUUAAAGCUGCUGACAUUGUAAAAGACACUUGAUUUUAUUGUCCAGCAGAGGAUAAAAUGUAAACUGACUGAUACAAGGGUAUGAAAACAAAGUGAAAGACCUCAGAUCUUGUGAGCAUUGUUUUCCUAUUAUUUCUUUUAUUGACUAUAAUGCAUGAUACUUAAUUGAAAGUUUCAAUGUCUUGCACAAUUUCUACUUUAAUACUAGUGGUUUUCAGUGUCUGUACAAUUUAACACAGAAUUAUUGCUUCCUGAACCUUAAAAACUGGAGUUUUUUGUUAGUGGAAAAUGAACAAAAAGGGAAUAGCUUGUUACUAUUAACUUUAUUCCUAAAAGACAGCUCAGUACGACUCUAACAAUAGCCAAAGGUGUUUUAGAGAUUAGGUUAUACUUUGUGGGGAUGGGAUGUGUGGAGAGGCCAUGCUCUAGACAGACAGCAGUGUGUGACCUGUAUCUGGGUCGUUUCCAGUACAGGACUUUAGUUUUAUAACAGAUUUCUUAAAGACCACCUCCCUUAAAGUAACCCACAGUUUAUGUAAUACUUUUCUCAUUUUUUUUUUUUCUGAAUCAGAAGUUUACUUCAGAGUGUUAAGUUAGGAAAGAAACCUCAUUUUAUCCAUUCUAACGCUUUGAUGAAGUCCACCUUUAGUUUCUUAAAAUAAAGCUAUUCUGUGGUUAUCAUCCUUUAGGUGGGAUUGACACUGAUUUCCCACUUGCAAUAUUAUGUAAGCCUUUUAGCCCAUGGCACUUCAUGAUUACAGCAUCAUAGGUGCUAAUACCAAUCUCUACUUUGAACUGACAUAUAAUAGAAUCAUCUACCGGCAUGCUCCUUUGUUGUUGGAAAUGAGGAACCAGAUUAACCCUUGCCACUACCUGUGACCCUAUAGUCAUCUCUAGCCUGAAAUCUUAAAAUAUCCCAGGCCCAAGCCACAAAAAUGGUCACGGGAUGUUUGUUCUAGCACCUCAGCCUUUAUGGUUUUUGCUGAAGAUAGAGAACUAGGUUCUUUGUGCAGCAGGGUUAACGUGCUUGAAAAUUACAUUUUAGAAAAGGUAAAUGGAUGAGUUCUAGAAAGAGAAUGUCCAUAUGUUCUACUAGAAUUGUUUUCAUUAUUAUAUGGGUGGAAGGAAGUAAAUUCUCAAAAGAAAGUAGUGUUAUAGGAAAUCUGAAUGUCCUUCAGUGAUUUCACUCCUGAAAACCAGGCUGGGUAUGUUGGCAGAUUUUGUUUGCAUUUGUCUUGGGUAUUUAAAGUCUCAGGAAAUUUAAUCUUGGUCCAAAACACUGGGGAAAAAAUAACACCAGACAAAACAUAUUUGAGAAACUUGAAGUAGCAGCAUAGAAUAGGCCCAACUAAGAAGCUGGAGAGUAAAGAAAAAGCCUGUAGAAUCAGUUUCCCCUGGAAAGCAAAAACAUCAAGUUUAGUUGAUGGCAGACAGAGGGUCCUUACGCGCUUGCGCGUGGGUGUCUGUGGUUUUGUUGAGGGAAUGGUUGUUGCUUGAAGGGUAUGUAUGUGAGCAUAUGGACCAAGCACAGUAGGGACUGAGAUAAACAUCAUGAUUCCCAAUGCUUGACCCUACCCCAACCCCAAAACCACUAGGGAUUUAACAGUAAGACGUAAGGAAUGAGAGAAUAACAGAAAACUUCUCAAUAACAUGCAUGCCGUUUGUGUAGAUGUGAACUACAUAUGUGUGGAGUAUAACUCCCACCUUAUACACACAAGCCACAAUCAUGGCAUAAGAUAACGUGUAUAGAACCUGAUGAUGUCAGUUAAGACCCUAAGCUGUAAUCAUAGCCUUAUUGCCACUUUUUGUGUCGUGUAUACAUCGUAUGACUCAUAGAUUUAAUUAAAAGAUUUUUUGAUGUAAGUAUUUCUACUAAAUGCAUUUAUCCUUCUACAUGUUUAUAUAUUUUGGUAAAAUUGAUUUAUUAGAUACUUGGUAUUUUAGGAUGAUAAAAGUUCUUCAAAUGGUUGGUUAAUGCUUGGAGGUCAAGAUUGCACAUUGCUGAGUUAGAACUCAGAAGAAAUGUAUGCAGCUUUGGACAUUUUCAACUGCAGACUGAAGUUUUCUUGGCUAAAAAUUGCACUGUAAUGUGUUCUUGUGAAUUUGUUCACACUUCUAAGACAGAAUUGGUUGCCGUGAUGCUGAAGCCACUCACUACUGACUGUCUGGUAGUAGUGGUGCCAUCAGAUGACCGUUUAUUUACUUCUUAUGUACGUAAUGACAUUUUGGUCGUUGUCAAAAAUCACACAAUUGGUUGUGAAUGUGAGUAUGUUGUUGGAAGGUGUACACUUCUGUUUCUUUCAGCUAUUUUAUUUAUACACCCAGGUUUUCUGGUAAGGAUUUAAUCAUUCAUUCAUGGAGGAACAAUUAGCCUGAAAUAAUUAAUGACCGGAAACAGUGAGAAUGAAAAGGCACUCCAGCUAGAUAACACCUCCCAACAACGUCUAAUUUAGUUAGUGCUUAGUGAAAUUCCUUAAAUAUAUAUAUAUGUGUGUGUGUGUGUGUGUGUGUAUUUUCCUCAAUCUUAUUUAAUGUCGUAACUACUGCUUUUGUAUUUUUUAAUGGUGUUGCAAUUAAACUGCUAGUACACCUGCUACAUAUUAUUGACAAAACUGGACAGCUGAAAACUUAAAGAAUCAGUUCUGUUCCACUGUAAGAAGUUGAUUUAUUUUUGGCUUUCUUUAUAUAUUGCUAAAGGAAAAGAGUUGUUUCAAAAUAAUUUUAAGUCCAAUAAGGAUGGACAGCAUGUUACCUAAAACUUUUAAUUUGUACAUUUUGAUAUCUGAUCAUUUGCAUGGAAGAGACGGUAGUGCCACGUGUGAAUUGUUCUCUUGUGCUUGGUUAAUACGUACUUCUCUAGAUUGUUCCGUCUCAAGUGAUAUCCCUUACUUUUUGGUUUUCAGAGACAUUCAUAGCAAAAUACCAUAGCAGUCCUUUGUUUUCUGGCCAAUUUAACAAUACUUGUGAUUAAAUUGAACUUGUUAGUGUAAAUAAAUUUCUUGCCAAUGAGUAUUAUUGUUGUAAGACAAUGAAUGCAAAUAAAAAGAGAAAUAUCGAGAUC
This is a messenger RNA of Microcebus murinus (gray mouse lemur), 10205 nucleotides long. It is a transcript of the gene PPP1R9A, whose product is annotated as protein phosphatase 1 regulatory subunit 9A. NCBI's taxonomy places the organism in Eukaryota, Metazoa, Chordata, Mammalia, Primates, Cheirogaleidae. Gene Ontology annotation, molecular function: actin filament binding. The record is from RefSeq and is a predicted model, not a curated record. Gene Ontology annotation, cellular component: cytoplasm; dendrite; actin cytoskeleton. Gene Ontology annotation, biological process: calcium-mediated signaling; neuron projection development; actin filament organization.